This is a messenger RNA of Oryctolagus cuniculus (rabbit), 4407 nucleotides long. It is a transcript of the gene PPP6C, whose product is annotated as protein phosphatase 6 catalytic subunit. Gene Ontology annotation, molecular function: protein serine/threonine phosphatase activity. Lineage: Eukaryota; Metazoa; Chordata; Mammalia; Lagomorpha; Leporidae. The record is from RefSeq and is a predicted model, not a curated record.
UCGGCGUCACGCGGGGAGACGGGAGAGCCCGAGUGCCCGGAUGCUGUCCUGGCUUCCCCCGCCGGGGAUCCCGAGGGCUGUCGCGGGCUCUCCUCCGGGGUCGCCCCUCCUGGCCUGCGGGCUGCCCCUGGACGCGGAGCCGUUACAGCUUCGCCGGGAAGACCCCGCUCUUCCCCAGCCGCAGCGCCGAGCCCCGGAGCCGGAGUCGAGCCCCAGCGGGUGGUGCUCCCCGGAGGUGACAGGAGCGCGGGUGGCCGGCUCCCGGGGUCGCUGAGGUCCGGCGGGGCGGCGGGGCCCGAGCGGAGUAAGAGGACGUCGUGUCCCUCCGUACGCCGCUCCACAUUGCUCCUUGGGCGUGCUGGCUCUCGUGCCAAUUCAGCUGGGAAUCCCGGUCUGUGGCGGUGUUGGGUAAAGUGUGCAGAUACCAGUAGCUUGCUCGCCUGGAAGUCGUGCCCCCGAAACCCACUUCUUGGCUUUUUGGAAGAAGCGGCUAUGUGACUAUGUUUGUGACCUCCUCUUAGAAGAGUCAAACGUUCAACCAGUAUCAACACCAGUGACAGUGUGUGGAGACAUACAUGGACAGUUUUAUGACCUUUGUGAACUAUUCAGAACUGGAGGUCAGGUUCCUGACACAAACUACAUAUUUAUGGGUGAUUUUGUAGACAGAGGUUACUACAGCUUGGAGACCUUCACUUACCUUCUCGCACUAAAGGCUAAAUGGCCUGAUCGUAUUACACUCUUGCGAGGAAAUCAUGAGAGUAGACAGAUAACACAGGUGUAUGGAUUUUAUGAUGAGUGCCAAACCAAAUAUGGAAAUGCUAAUGCCUGGAGAUACUGUACCAAAGUUUUCGACAUGCUCACAGUAGCAGCUUUAAUAGAUGAGCAGAUUUUGUGUGUUCAUGGUGGUUUAUCUCCUGAUAUCAAAACACUGGAUCAGAUUCGAACUAUCGAGCGGAAUCAGGAAAUCCCUCAUAAAGGAGCGUUCUGUGACCUGGUCUGGUCGGACCCUGAGGAUGUGGACACCUGGGCGAUCAGCCCCCGAGGAGCAGGCUGGCUUUUUGGAGCAAAGGUCACAAAUGAGUUUGUUCAUAUCAACAACCUAAAACUCAUCUGCAGAGCACAUCAACUAGUGCAUGAAGGCUAUAAAUUUAUGUUUGAUGAAAAGCUGGUAACAGUAUGGUCUGCUCCUAAUUACUGCUAUCGUUGUGGAAAUAUUGCUUCAAUCAUGGUCUUCAAAGAUGUAAAUACAAGAGAACCAAAGUUAUUCCGGGCAGUUCCAGAUUCAGAACGUGUUAUCCCUCCCAGAACGACGACGCCGUAUUUCCUUUGAGGCCUUCGCCCAUCCUGCUGACCCACUUCUCUACCCUCUUCUUCCCCCGACUCUCUCGUAUUACCCUCUGCAGUAUACUUUUUAUUGAGCACUUUGCUGCUGAAAUGCUGCCUCUUGCCUUUUUUUGAUUUUAAAUUAUCUGAGUUUAUUGUUUGUUAUGGUGUCUAUAGCAAUGUUUUUCUAUCAAUUUCUCCUCCAUCCCAUCCCCACCUUGGACUCAUUUGAGAAGACUUGAGAAAUGUCUUAAUACACAUACUGCUGCAUGUAGCUCUUGCAUAUUUACUGGUCUGGGGAAACAGGAUGUGUUUCCAUUUUUAAAAAAGCCAAUUGACAAUUACACCGAAAACACCUUUUGUAUCAUUGAGCCUUUUGUUUUAAUUUGGUAAAUUUUAAGAAAUUUCAGCAGCAAAGUUGUUAUUCAGUGGGCACGAUGGACUACAGAUGCCUCGAGUUAUGUACACCUGUCCCAGCUGUAAACUUCCGUUGUCCUUUGUUGGAUGAUAUUUUAAAUGGAUAUAAAAUAAAUUGGUCUAAAGGGCUGCCCUCCUUGUUGUGUUUUUAAAUUUUAGUUAAAAACUGCUACAGCGUAUGACUUUGUAUAUUAAAAUAAUUGUAAUGAUCUUUUUUCAAAUUCCUUGUAUUUUUUAAUAAAGUAAUCUUAAAUAAAAUCCAGAUAGGUUAAGUGUAAGAAAUUUUAAACAGCUUACAUUGUUAGCUUACCGUUCUUUUUUCCUAAUUAGAAUUCUUGGCCCUAUGGUUUUUGAGUUUAAAACUUCAAUUGAAAUUAAGUAGUAUUUAUUUUAAAAAAAAUCACUAAAGUGUGCCUAAAGAACGUAACUGCCAUAUUAAUGUUUUGGUUAUAUCCUCUAUAGUAAUAGAGAAACAUUUAAUACUUGUAAUGCUGAUGUGUUCAUUUGAUACCAGUUGAGUAGAAUGCGAUUGAUCCAGUUUACAAUCUAUCAUGAGUAUCAUUAAGUAAAAUCUGUGUACUUUUCAAUAGUAGUCAUUCUCUUGCUGUAACACUUGACCUUAACUUUCAGAAAGUGUUCAUUUUUUAACUGCAACUGGAAAGGUUGAAAAGUCAGGUCUCUUGUAUUUGUAAACUGUAAUCUGAAACAGAUUAUUUGAAGCGUAGCAAGAAACAAAUUGUCCUUUUUUUGUAAAGGUCUGUGAUACCAUAUUUCGGCUUUAUGUAAGUGAUUUGAAUAUCCAAAGGGUUGUGAUGAUCAGUUCUUGAUAUGCAACUGUCCACUUUAAUAAGGACAAGUAUUCCAGUAUCUCUUAUGACUGUAGUCGUAAAUGAUGUUGGAAUGUACCAUUUUGUGAAAACGUGGUAUCCCUUUACUGCUAAUAAUUAAUUCUUGUCAUUCCAGGAAAUCCAUGUGAAGCCAGCCAAUUAAUAAAGCACUUUAGCAUCUGUUCAGGUGGUUUUGAAAACCAACGUUUCCCCUUCAGGAUAAAAACUUCCAGGUCACCUAAAAAUGCAAUAAAAAUCUUUAUAGUCUAAGCUUCUUGGCACAUAAUUUUUCAUCAGGGUUUCCUUUUAUUGAAUGAGCACAAUACUGUUUUGAUUUGAUUUUUUUCCCCUAACCACUCAGCUCCUUGUACAGUUUUUAAUUGUAUAGCUAUAUAAAGAAGUGGCUAAGACAUUUGCUGCACACACUUGAACUAAUGUUGGGCCAGUAACACUAAUGUGUUACUGCUCUGACUCCAGUGUAAUUCAGGUGGAAAGUUAUUUUUAUCUUACAGGGAUAUGUAGCUGUGUAUUUUACUAAUUGUGAAACACUGGAAAUAACGAUGCAGACAACUUGGUGUGGUCUUUGAACAGCUCUCUACAGUAUUUUUUUGCCCCCUGUUAACCAUAACUUGUAUUUAAGUUCUUGCGUUCCACUGCUUUUCAGUUGUACCAAUAAAAUCGGUAACCCUCAGCCUUCCCUUCCCGUUUGACACCCCUUAGCUGAAUUUGAUGUAGUUGUUUUCAUUAUCCCUGUAAUGUGACUUUUAUUUGUAGGUCAUGGCGUACUGCAUUUGUCUGUCACUAGUUGGGCAUGUGCCAAUAAUAUUCUGUCCAUUCCUGAUCUGCCAUUUCUGUUUUGCCUGGUAUCUCUUCAACCGAAUAAUGGCUUUUUGCAUGGAGAAAAUAGUUUUUACUACUAGACAUGUAAAGGGAAGAAAGAGUGAAUGUCUUGGACUUUGUGAAGACUGAAAGGAAUAUUUGGACCCCUCUGAUAAAUAAGGGCUAUGUACCAUAUGGAGCAAUCAUGUGGUGGAAGAAACUUGCAGGUGGUGGAUUUGGAGGCAGGAGGGCCUGUUACUCCCUAUAUCUAGUCUGAAUGUAAAAUCCCUUAUGUUGUAUUAAUGGGGGUAAGAACUAUUUUUAUUUGCCUAUGAUGAUAUACUUGGUUUCUAAAUAAAGUGUCCUAGGCUCUAGUGAGAACUGUCUACGUUGAAUUGCCAUUUGCUUCCUUUCCUCUCGUGGCUAGCUUUUUGUAGGUUAAUGUGUUUCCCUGAAAAAUCUCACUACCUGAAAUGUGUUCCUUUGAGUGUGAUCCUAACAAGCCUGGAUCGAGAGUACACCUCAUAUGCAACUGUACUUCAGCUCCUAUUCCGUCUGGAUGUCUAGAACUGUUGGGAGAUUCUGACAUCUUAAACUCUGGAUUUCGCUUUUGAAAUAAGGUUUGAAACACUGUUCGCUGUGUUACGAUGUGUGUGUUUUUGCUUUGUAAGCCCAGCACCAGGUUUUGGAAAAUGCCUGUAUCUUAAAAGCAAAUCAGGACUCUGUCUGAGCCUCAUUCGUUGUCAGAAAUACAACUGUUUUCCGUCAGCUUCCAGGAGUCAGAGCUUUAACAGCAAGAAUCCAGACUUUUAAAUGUAAUUGUUUUUUAAAUGUAAUGUUUGUAAAGCACCUUCAGUUCUUUGGAUGAAAGGUGCUAUCUUCCCUCAGUGUAAAUUAAUAAAAAGAUUAUAGGAAGUUUGUCAAAAAAUAAUUUCAUCCAAUGCAUAGUCUGUAGUAUGUCCUGACAAGAAGUUAGCAUUUUAUAUAACAUCAUUUAAAUUAAAAAAUGCUUCUUCCUUUA